Molecule: messenger RNA, 1191 nt
Organism: Lodderomyces orthopsilosis Co 90-125
Lineage: Eukaryota; Fungi; Ascomycota; Pichiomycetes; Serinales; Debaryomycetaceae
Product: S-adenosylmethionine-dependent methyltransferase
Exons: 1
Coding region: 1-1191 (396 amino acids)
Molecular function (GO): S-adenosylmethionine-dependent methyltransferase activity
Source: RefSeq, a predicted model, not a curated record
AUGGGUGAGCAAGAAGCUGAAGAUGAAUAUAAAGCAGUGACAUCGGUCUUGUCAUCCUUCUACAAUUUCCACACUUUUGAAACAAAUCAAUUAGUGACUCCAAGAAUUCACAAAUUUGCAGCAUUAUCAACCGAAGAUCAGCAACUUAUUCCAUGGUACCAACAACACACUCAGUACUUGGAGCAAUGUAUUGAGUUCAAUCGCAGCUUCUGUCAAACAUUAUCUGAGAAAAUUAGUCAAGAUUGGGGGAUUGGUGACUUGCCAGCUGACUGGACUAAUGCUUCAGAGGAACAAUUUAAUCAAACUAAAACUGUCUUGUUGCAAUUGAUGAGAGAAUGGAGUGACCAAGGUGAACAAGAGAGACAAGUUGGCCACGAGUUGAUAAUCUCCCAGCUAAGUGACCUAUAUCCUGAUAAGUCACAGAGACAUAGUGUAAAGAUUUUGAUCCCAGGUUGUGGAGUUGGACGAUUGGUUUGUGAAUUGGUUAUGCAAGGGUUCUGGUCACAGGGUAAUAGUUCUGAUUAUCAUGCGUUAUUCGUCUCCAACUUUAUUCUUAAUCAUUGUCAAUUCCCUCACAAUUAUUCCAUUUUUCCCUUUUUGGCAACCUCGGCGUCAAAUUCAACUAGGCGACAAAAUCAAAUACGACCUGUCACUAUACCUGAUGUAUCACCAACCGCAGAAAUCAUGAGUGCUGUGGAAAAGGAGAAACAGAAGGAAACCACUUCUGAAUUGGGUCACACGAGGAUACCUUUUGAUGAAUUAAUGUCAAUCACAGCCGGGCUAUUUACCGACCUUUAUGGUUCUGGAUCAAGUGGUGCCAAUUCAGCAUCACAGGAGAUACGUUCACAAUCACAAGGUGAAUUUGAUGUUGUGGUGACGGAGUUUUCCUUGAAUUUUUUAUCCACCGGUAUCAUAGACUACAUACGAACAAUCAAUAAUGUGUUGAGAGAUGGUGGGAAAUGGAUCAAUUUUGGUCCUUUACUGUUGGAAAAUGGCAGCAGUGGUGGAUUAGAUCUAUCCCGAGACGAUUUGUUUGACUUGAUUACAAAAUUGGGAUUUGAAUUCACCGCCAAACAAUCAGAUAUCGAGACCACUUAUUGUGGAGAUAUCAAACUGUUAAACUCUACUAUUUACAAAUGUGAUUUCUGGGUAUGUAGAAAGACAAAUAAUUUAGAAAAUGUCCUCUAUUAA